CAAAGAAUGGAAAGAAUCUUCAUCUGGGCACUCCUCAUUUGGAUCACUCUCACCAUUCCAAGGUCAAAUUCAGUAGAAGAUGAAGUGAAGAAAGCUAUGAUCGAGUUCAUGGACAACCUUUCACCACAAAAUGAUGUAGUACUAAGACUUGGCAACUGGGGAUGGAACUCGACUUCGGACCCUUGCAAAGACAAGUGGUUCGGUGUUGAAUGCAACGAUGGAUUAACUACAGUGAGGAAAAUUGUUCUUGAAAAGCUUAGCUUUAAUGGAACCUUCGAUGCUUCUUCAUUGUGCUUAGUGACCUCCAUUACUGUCCUUAGUCUUCAGACCAACAACCUCACCGGAAACCUCCCACUUGAGAUUGGAGACUGUAAAGCACUCACUCAUUUAUACUUAGCCGGAAACCAAUUCUCCGGUGACCUUCCCGACUCACUUGCCCAGCUUAGUAACCUGAAAAGGCUGCAUAUCUCAGAUAACAAGUUCCACGGCAACCUCCCUAAUAUUUCACGAAUCUCGGGCUUGGUAUCUUUUGUAGCUGAAAACAACGAGCUUAGUGGGAGAAUCCCAGAUUUCGAUUUCACCAAUUUUGAUAAAUUCAAUGCUUCAAAUAACAACUUCUCCGGCCAAAUCCCAGAUGUGAAAGGAAAAUUCGAAGCCCAGAGUUUUCUGGGAAAUCCUUAUUUGUGCGGAAUUCCAUUACCAAAUCUCUGCCCACCACCAUUAAAAACAGAGAAACCCAAAAAAAUCUCAGCAAAAAAGAUUCUCAUAUAUUCGGGUUAUGUGAUCAUGGGCUCAUUCAUUUUAGUAUUAGCCAUUUUCAUAUUCCUCAAGAGAAAAAAACCCCGAAAGGAAAACACUGAAUCUCGUAGCGCCAUGCCGAGUAGUACCAUUGCUUCCGGCGAAACCAGAAAAGAGCGUUCGGAGUAUUCAUUAACGUCGCUAGAGAGCGGGAGGAUUCCGACGCUGGUAGUUCUUGGAAGUCCUGGGAAGAAGACGGCGACACUUGGGUUGUCGUUUGAAGGGCUGCUUAAGGCUCCGGCAGAGCUUUUGGGGAGAGGAAAGCAUGGUAGUUUGUACAAAGUGAGAGUGGAAAAUGGGGUUUUGUUGGCGGUGAAGAGGAUCAAGGAUUGGGAUAUUUCUUUGGAGGAGUUUGAUCGGAGAAUGAGGAGGUUGGACCAGGUGAAGCACCGGAAUGUGUUGCCGCCGGUUGCGUUUUAUGGCUCCGAACAAGAGAAGCUCUUGGUUUAUGACUUUCAGCCUAAUGGCAGUCUUUUCCAACGUCUACAUGGAUCAUCAGAAAGUAAUGGGCAAGUAUUUGACUGGGGAAGUAGACUAAGUGUUGCAGCUAUUAUUUCCGAGGCAUUAUCCUUCAUGCAUGAUGAGCUUAAUCAAGAUGGAGUUGGCCAUGGCAACUUAAAGUCCAUGAACAUUCUUUUCAACCAAGCUAUGGAGCCUUGCAUCAGUGAAUAUGGUCUCAUGGUUGUUGAAAAUGAAAAUCAACACCAUUCAAUAAUGGAAGCAACUUAUUAUAAUGAUGAAGAAUCAACUUCUUCUCAAACCACUUUUAAGGUUGAUAUCUAUGGUUUUGGUGUGAUUCUUCUAGAGCUUUUAACAGGGAGGUUGGUUCAGAAAAAUGGAUUUGAUUUGCCUAAUUGGGUUCAAUCAGUGGUUAAAGAGGAAUGGACUGUUGAAGUGUUUGACAAGGCAUUGAUCUCAGAAGGUGCUAAUGAAGAGAGAAUGGUUAAUUUGUUGCUUGUUGCUUUGAAGUGCAUAAAUCCCUCUCCAAAUCAAAGGCCUACUAUGACUCAAGUUUCUAUGAUGAUAAAUUGUAUUAGAGAUGAGGAAGAGAGAUCUUUAUCAUUUGCAUUGUGAUGUACGCAUAUCUAAACUAACAAAUUCUUUCUCACACACACAUAUAUAUAUACGUGUGUGUUCAUUAUUGGUUGUAAGGAAUUAAAAUGCAAACAUGAAGCAUACAUAAAUGAUUAUGAAAAAUGCAGAAUAGUUAAACUAUAAAAAUCAAAUGUUUAUAUAAAUGUAUAUGCAAUGAAAGGAUAAAAAUAUUUCCACACAUUAAUUCGUAGAGUUUAGAUCUACAAGCUUAGAUCUAUGAAGAGGAACAAAGAAUAGCGUUCUAACAUGUAUUCAGAGUUGUAAGCUCUCUCUAACUCUUUUAAAUACAAUUAUAUUGUAACACAAAGUGUUGCCAUCUUACUUUUAGCCAACGACGAUAAGUUAAUAUAAGCGAUUAGAAACAAUCAUUAAUAAUAAUUAAGUAAUAAAAACACGAAUUUGUUAUAGAAGUUCGACCCUGUAAUAGUGGUAAUAGUCUACUCUCCUUAUACAUGUAUUAACUUGUGAGAGAAGAAUAAGGAAGUUCUUGAUCUUCCUCGAAAGCUUUUACAGAAAUUUUAGCAACGUAAGUGCUUUAUUGAGUGAAUAA
Cannabis sativa is the source of this 2443-nucleotide messenger RNA. RefSeq names its product probable inactive receptor kinase At2g26730. The transcript has 2 exons. The record is from RefSeq and is a predicted model, not a curated record. Bases 7 to 1872 code for a protein of 621 amino acids. Gene Ontology annotation, biological process: protein phosphorylation. Lineage: Eukaryota; Viridiplantae; Streptophyta; Magnoliopsida; Rosales; Cannabaceae. Gene Ontology annotation, molecular function: protein binding; ATP binding; protein kinase activity.